Anopheles stephensi (Asian malaria mosquito) is the source of this 1370-nucleotide messenger RNA. RefSeq names its product CDGSH iron-sulfur domain-containing protein 2 homolog (gene Cisd2). Gene Ontology annotation, biological process: regulation of autophagy. Bases 531 to 929 code for a protein of 132 amino acids. The transcript is spliced from 3 exons. The record is from RefSeq and is a predicted model, not a curated record. Gene Ontology annotation, molecular function: 2 iron, 2 sulfur cluster binding. Gene Ontology annotation, cellular component: mitochondrial outer membrane; intracellular membrane-bounded organelle. NCBI's taxonomy places the organism in Eukaryota, Metazoa, Arthropoda, Insecta, Diptera, Culicidae.
AGCUGUACCCUUCUCGCACACGCGUAAUGUCUGUUGGGCAAAUGAAACAUAAAGUGAGACUCGAUUGCGAAAUGUGUCGGUAUCUAGAAGGGAAGGGCAAAUACGUACGCCCCUGGUGCGAGCGAGAAAAAGCGACAAAGUGAAAGAGAAUCAGGCCAUUUUUGCCCCUUUUCGUUUACCCAGAAAGCGGUGCCACCGCCAGGUGUAGUUCGUUUUGCAAAUCUUUUGGCAGCAAGGAAACCACCAAACACCGUCUCAUCAUUGGAACGGAAGUGUGAAUUGGAAGAAAAGAAAACGUCACUGGUUCCUUCCAGCAGUCUCGUUGCACUUGUCGUCGUCGUCGUUGCUGAUCGUUGUGUAGCGAAACAACACAGCACGUACCACCACCACCAACGCUGCUCAAUAACCCAUUUGAUCUAGUUGUCUUGGAGUCAGUGAUAUUUUCAUAAAUACACUAGCAGAACCGGGCUGCUUAGACAUUUUAAAAGUUUGGUGUAAAAACAGAGCGUAGUUACUCGUACAUCAUCAUCAUGCAGCUGCUUUCUGGAUUAGUGAAAACAACCGUGCCCAACUACCUGUCCGGUUUGCCAAUUCCGGACAGUUUCGGAGGAUGGUUCCGGCUAGGUUUUAAGGAUUGGCUUUCGCUGGUACCACCAACGGCAGCCAUGGCCGGUGUCGUGUAUAUGUCAUAUUUGGCCUUCUGCCCGGAAGCUCGUCCCAAGCCCUCGAAGAAGGCAAACAACAAGAUCCGGCUGGAAGAAGCGAAAGUGGUGGACAUGAUCGACAUUGAGGAUAUUGCCGAAAAAGCAGCUUUCUGCCGCUGCUGGAAAUCCAACAACUGGCCGUACUGCGAUGGAUCACAUGGUGCCCACAAUAAGGAGUGCGGAGACAACCUGGGACCGGUGGUGGUGCAGCGAAAGAAGAACUAAGCUUGCACAUUCACAUUUACACAUCAUCAAUUAUUGCCCAUCUUAGCGCUAAAUGUGGCCAGUCCAGUGAUGAUGAUGUCCUAUUGGCCUAACCCUUAACCCGGUACCGAAAUUCAACGGUUAAAACCAACCCAAACCCAUUGGAAAGCGUGCUGUUUCUGUUUGCUCUUUCCUAAAAUUGAACAAUAUAGAGAAGAAGUGCAUUUGAGUAGAAAAUUGAUAAAAUCAAUGUUAGCUUCUAAAGACACAAAAGACCACUUCCUUCAUCAAGAGCUUAGUUACAAACAGCUUCUAUCAGAACGGUGCGUUUCAUAAGUUAAUAUAAAGUAGCUCAUUCUACCCAGAUCAUUCGAAACUGUUGUUUUCAAAUCUAAUCGCAUUUUGCUCCAAAACAAUAGAACUGUUACAUUAUUUCUAUUAAUAAAUUCUUUUCAACAGAUA